AUGAGGACAGCCGUGCUUUUCUGGAACGAGGAGCCGAGUGAGGUGUCCAGCACCUGGGGCAAGAAGACUGACUGCUAUGUGUCACUUGGGGCUGUGCUUUCACAGACAUUCUGGCGCCACCUGUGGAACAUCGCUGAGGACACACAAGAAACCGGAAUGAGGAAAGGCAAUAGCACCAAAAUGUGGCCCCUGACAUAUGAGCAACUUCUCUACACAGAGGACCGCGAUUUUGCAGUGAGACUUGGAUUUGGAGGGGAUUCUCCAGUGCCAGUGGGAAUAGACACCCAGAUUAAAAGCACUGACAGCAUUUCAGAAGUUAACAUGGGCUUUACAGUGACUUUUUAUCUCAGGCAUUACUGGAAGGAUGAAAGGCUCUCCUUUCCAAGCAUGCCUUUUGAUCAUAGAUUGAUCAAAAAGAUUUGGGUGUGUGACAUCUUUUUUGUCCAUUCUAAAAGAUACUGCAUCCCUAAGAGGACCGUGGGGAACACCAUGCUGCGCAUACACCCUCGUGGAAACGUCCUCUUUAGUCUCAGGAUAACCAUUUAUGCCAUUUGCUUUCUGGAUGUCAGCAGGUUUCCCCUUGACACUCAGAACUAUGCCUACAAUGAAGAAGAUAUCAUGCUAUACUGGAAACAUGGAGACAGGUCCUUAAAUACUGAUGAGCAUGUUUCUCUUUCUCUGUUCUCCUUUGAGGAGUUCAGGGAAUCCAGUGGAUUCGUCUACCACCUCAGCAGGGGCUGGCUGGGAUGAUGCAAUUGGCUUUUCAUUAGCUUUGUGCUAAGAAGGCAUAUUUUUUUUGUGCUGCAAACCUAUUUCCCAGCUAUGUUGAUGGUAAUACUUUGGUGGGUUUCAUUUUGGAUUGACCCAAGAGCUGUUCUGCCAGAGAAGGUGUCGGCAGGAAUCACCACGGUGCUGACCAUGUCCACGAUCAGCUCUGGCAUGAGAGCCUCCCUGCCCCAGGCGCCCCACAUCGAGGCCGUGGAUGUGUCCCUGUGGCGGUCCCUCUCUGUGUCCCUGUCAGUCAUUGAGUGUGUAGCCAGGAACUACCCAGUGGAAGAACAGAAACAAUUCUGGAAGUCAUGGCAGAUUUCUGGGAUGUACAAUAUUGAUGCAGUUCAAGCUAUGGCCUUUGAUGGUUGUUACUGUGACAGUGAGACUGACAGGGACCAGACUUCCUUUUCUCUCCACUCAGAAGAAGACUCCAUUGGAAGAAGAGUCACAGGCAGCCUCGGUGCAGAUUCACCUCCGAUGAAGGAAAGAAAAUCCCUCAGAGGGCACGUUGGUAGAAUCAUUCUGAACAACCAUGUCACUGACACCUAGUCCAGGAUUUUAUUCCCCACUGCGUAUAUUAUAUUUAAUUGGUUUUACUGGGGAAUAUAUGUAUGA
This is a messenger RNA of Phyllostomus hastatus (greater spear-nosed bat), 1386 nucleotides long. It is a transcript of the gene GABRR3, whose product is annotated as gamma-aminobutyric acid type A receptor subunit rho3. Gene Ontology annotation, molecular function: neurotransmitter receptor activity; extracellular ligand-gated monoatomic ion channel activity; GABA-A receptor activity. NCBI's taxonomy places the organism in Eukaryota, Metazoa, Chordata, Mammalia, Chiroptera, Phyllostomidae. Gene Ontology annotation, cellular component: membrane; GABA-A receptor complex; neuron projection. The record is from RefSeq and is a predicted model, not a curated record. Gene Ontology annotation, biological process: monoatomic ion transmembrane transport; chemical synaptic transmission; signal transduction.